CAAAGUUAAUGAUUCGAUCUCAAAUAACCUCAAAAUUUAGUGACCAUUUCUGUAAUUGACCCUAUUUUCAGCUGGAAUUUUCCAUUUUGUGAGAAAAAAUAAAAUAAAAUAUGCAAAAUUUCCUCUCCCAGUUUCCGUUAACAACAGAUCCCUUUCGUCACACUACUGCUCUCUCACACCCACGCCCACGCCACAAGAAGCGCAGAGAGAAGAAGAAGGAGAAAUACAAAUCCAACUGUAGUCUUCUUCUCGCCCAUCCUGCCCAAAUUCCACCCUUCCAUUUCCAGCUCCUUCUGAGCUCUCCCCCGUUCGCCGUCUUUGCUUCCUGGGCAUUGCUGGCCGAACGGGAUACAGAUACUUGGAAGAAAAAUCCAAAAGGAGGGAGGAAAGAGUUGCAGUCACAGGAGUCCUUUCGCGGGAGGUUCGUCCUAUUCCCCGGCGGAAACCCCAAUUCGGAAAUUGCCGGGGGGUUUCUUUCACUUUCUUCCAAUUGGUUUAACUUGGUGGGUAUUCGAGGAGCAGGAGCAUGUGGGCGAUCGUGAUGGGUUUGUCUUGAGAUUUCCCCCGUUUCUUCCUUUUUGCCUCGUUCGAUAGCGACCUUCAAUUUCUGAGCUGCGGGGGAAUUCGAUUUCUCUUGCGGGGUUUUGAUUUAUUUUUGCAAUCAUUGGAUGGUAGUGUGUGGACUCUGUUGAAGUGCGUACCGGCACGGCAGUUCAUUUCCCACUAUUAGAUGUAGCAGCUGAAUAAUUUCCUCUCCUCCAUUUUCAUGAUCUUAUGGAGUGAUGCGUUAUUGAUUGCGCUGGGAGUGGGUUUCCGUGGUGGGUUUUGGGACUUGAGGAAGAGGGUUUAAUUCGGAUUUUUGAUUUUGGGGUUGGAUUUCUACUGAUCUUGGGGAGGGAGGUUUUCAGAGUAGGGAGAAUGUCUGGUGGGACGCCGAGAGGUGGAAAUGUGAGGCAGAGACUUAGCCAAGGAGGGUAUGGAUCGAGUGGUGAUGAUUUGGAGGAUGAUGCUUGCUCAAGACCGCAACAGCACUUCUCUCCCACUCCUCCACGGGUCAGGUCUUGGGUCGAGAUUUUGGAGAAUCUGCUUUGGAUUGCUUCAGCCAUUUUCAUCGUUUACUAUGGUGACAGAUAUUCCAAUUUGAUAUAUCUACUGUGGCACGAUGGUAGAAUAAGAAGAGUGCCUUUGUACUUCGGGAUGGGGGGUGUUGGUUUCAAUGUACUCAUAUUUUUGUACACAAGUUUGUUCUCUUGGAGCGAUAGAAGAUUUGACGAGAAAUGGGAAUUGUCGAGUUUAUCUGCUCUACCAUGGGUUACUGUAUUGGGUCUCAUCUCCUUCUGCUUGUUUUGUGUGGCUUUGUGGCCAAUAUGGAGUUUCUUGACAAUUCCUCUUCUGUUCACCUUGUUCAUGGCCUUCAUGAUCAUAUUUCCUUCAGUUAUAGUUGGAACGCUGAGGCAACAAGGCGAUGCAUUCCGUAUAGACUAAAAGACUCUCGAGAGCAGGUGGAGAUACUCUGACAUAGAUGAAGAACUUUCUAACCCAAUGGUGGGUAGCACUUGAUGUAGGUCAAAAGAUCCAUUUUGUCUCAUGGAUGAACACGAAUUUACUGCACAGUUUUUACCUCUUGGUGUUGGUGGUGGUAGUUACAAACGGAAGCUGACCGGGUGAUUCACCCGGUCAGUUGUUAUACCCUCAUUGUCUUUGGCACAGACACUAAAAUUUCCAGGCAGCCCUCCAAUAUAAAGCACAGGAUCAGAUCGAUCAGCAAGGCGGGGUGGAGAGACUCUCAGAAGGUAUUUAGAGAUUGAUUGGUUUGAUUGGUUGUAUUGUGAUACAUUUAGUGACUGGAUUCCAUCUCGCCCUUGUUCUUGGAUUUGCUUUUUAGAAUUUGAAUGAGAAGGGGGCAGUAAAGUUCCAUGUUAUAGUGAUCAAAUUGAGUGUUCAUAACUUUCUUUUUUUCCCUUUUUCGUCCUAAACGCGUAAAAUCCCAUCUGGGUUCAUCCUAUUCAUCAGAAAGCUGCAGCC
Molecule: messenger RNA, 2025 nt
Organism: Linum tenue
Lineage: Eukaryota; Viridiplantae; Streptophyta; Magnoliopsida; Malpighiales; Linaceae
Source: the annotation of a GenBank genome assembly